This is a messenger RNA of Coregonus clupeaformis (lake whitefish), 1128 nucleotides long. Its product is annotated as UPF0472 protein C16orf72 homolog. The coding region runs from base 239 to 1099 and encodes 286 amino acids. The record is from RefSeq and is a predicted model, not a curated record. Lineage: Eukaryota; Metazoa; Chordata; Actinopteri; Salmoniformes; Salmonidae. The transcript has 4 exons.
UCGACGACUCCUUCAGUUUGUUGAGAACCGGGUGCGAUGACGACUAGCUAGCUAGCGUUAGCCACCCAAUGUUUUCACAAUGCGGAUCUAGCUAGAACAACAGCUGUUAUUUUUUAAGCGUUUCUACGGCGAAUUUACCAAGCAUCCGAUUAGUAUUCGCGUCUAUAAGGGAAGAAAAAAAAAACGGGGCGACUUAUAAUAAAACCGUAACGGGAAUAGACGCUUAAUUGCUAUUAUUAUGGAGGCGAAGAAGGAGGAGGGCGAAGUGGAGAUCCAGGAGCACGGUCCCGAACAUUGGUUCUCCAAAUGGGAGCGGCAGUGUUUGGCCGAGGCGGAGCAAGAGGAGCCAAGCGAGGACGAGUCGGAACAAAGUCGGCAGAAACUAUGGCACCUCUUCCAAAAUUCCGCUACUGCGGUCGCACAGCUAUACAAAGACAGAGUUUGUCAACAGCAGGGGCUGUCUCUCUGGGUUCCCUUCCAGAAUGCAGCUACUGCCGUCACCAACCUCUACAAAGAGUCGGUAGAGUCCCACCAGCGGAGCUAUGAGCUGGGGAUCCAGCGGGCAUACCAGCGUCGCAAUAAAGACGUGCUGGCCUGGGUGAAGAAGAGGAGGAGAAACAUCAGGAGGGAGGACCUCAUCAGCUUUCUGUGUGGCAAGGCCCCGCCCCCGCGCAACCCCCGUCGCGAUGCGCAGACGCCCAAACACGGGCACGGACACGGACACGCCCUCUCUGUGAUGUCACCCAGCAGGCCGCCGCCCACGGAGAGCGGGUCGUCUGUGGAGGCUGACCUGCAGCCCUUCAGAGAGGCCAUCGCACUGCACGGCCUGAGUGGGGCGAUGGCCAGUAUAUCCGUGCGUUCCGGUGCCCCCGGCUCCCCGACGCACCUAACACGCGACAGCCCCGUCGCUCCGCAGCUGGGUCGUAACCGUAGGAACGGUCUCCACGACGUCGACCUGAACACCUUCAUCGCCGAGGAGAUGGCGCUCCAUUUGGAGAACGCGGCGGCAACCGCUGCAGCCAAUAGGAAGAGGGCAUCUGCCCAGUGCAGUGAUGUCAUCACAGACUCGCCCACCCAUAAACGCAACCGGAUGCUCUGAGUAUCCCGGAUAUCACACAUGCACACCGA